This is a messenger RNA of Tribolium castaneum (red flour beetle), 6780 nucleotides long. RefSeq names its product broad-complex core protein. NCBI's taxonomy places the organism in Eukaryota, Metazoa, Arthropoda, Insecta, Coleoptera, Tenebrionidae. Gene Ontology annotation, cellular component: nucleus. The transcript is spliced from 4 exons. The record is from RefSeq and is a predicted model, not a curated record. Gene Ontology annotation, biological process: regulation of transcription by RNA polymerase II. Gene Ontology annotation, molecular function: protein binding. Bases 204 to 1214 code for a protein of 336 amino acids.
UUCAGUGUCACCAGUCAAUCACGCAUCCCGGAUGCCCGGAUUGGUCCCGGAAAUGAAUAAUUAGGGUUGCACUCGUGUUUUCCCAAGUGUUUUGCCCCGAAAAUCGCUCCGUGUUAUGUUUUUCGGCCUUUUGUGCGCGUUUUUUGAGCAAUAGUCAGUUUUUCGCGUGUUUACAUUGUGAUAAUUCCGAGGCAAAAGGCAAAAUGGCCACGACUGAGCAGUUUUCGUUACGUUGGAACAAUUUCCAUUCUAACCUCACUGCGGGCUUCCAUGAGCUGCUCGAAUCCUCGGAAAUGGUCGAUGUCACGUUGGCUGUGGAAGGGCACUUUUUUCAGGCCCAUAAAGUCGUGCUUUCGAUAUGUAGCCCCUAUUUUAAGCAAAUGUUUAAAGUCAAUCCCUGCAAACACCCCAUCGUUAUCCUCAAGGACGUGGCUCAUGACAACAUGAAGGACAUCCUGGAGUUCAUGUACAUGGGGGAGGUGAACGUCCUGAGGGAGAAUCUCGCCACGUUUUUGCGCACGGCGGAGCUGCUCCAGGUCAAGGGAUUGACGGGAGAUGACUCGAGUGAGACUUCGUCUCGCAAAGACGACAAAUCGGAAUCAAUCGCCGAUAACGAAGAUGACCCCGACCUCUCCCAAUUUAAUCAUUUAAUCGACUCAGAUGUGGAGUUACCGCCUUAUACAACCCCUAGAGUUCCUACACCGCCGCCCUUAAAUGUGAAACGUCAAGCCAAAUCGUCAAUCCAAAACUCAAGUAGCAAACGAGCCAAAUCCGAGUCAUUGCCCAAUAAGCCGAUAAAAGUGGAAACUGAAGUCAAUACGCCUCAAAAUGACGAAAACGAUUUUUCCGAAAGUAAUCCUACUCUCAAGCCGGAAAAAAGUGUAACCGAACUGGACGAAGCCAAAGAUAACUUGAAACAGAUCUUAGAAAAUAAUUUUACAAGUGCUGCAAACACCGAUGCAAAUUUAAGCGAUCAAGAUGAGAAAUACUCGCCGGAGCAGAAAGUGUACGUUUACUGCCCGUACUGUUAUCGCAAGUUCGUCAAUCGCUAUAAUCUGAAGGUGCACAUCCGAGACAAGCACGAGGACAGCCCCAGCGACUUAGACUGUAGGGUUUGUGGUAAGGUAAUGCGAAAUAGGAGCUGUCUACGCGUACACAUGUACCACCAUCGCAAGCAGCAAUUGGAGGCCACGUGCGCCGUUCCAAUCAGUUAACAAUUUUUUAUUUUUGCUCAUUGUGCACAGCUCUAGGUUAGGGAUUUUUUUGUUGUGUUAUAUUUAUUUCAUAGGCUGUUACGUUCCAAAUUCGGGCGGGCGCAGGUUGGACGCGAUAACUACCUCGACUGAAACUAAAUUCGAGUAUUAACCAGUCUUUUGUAUUGGACAACCUGGCUAAAGUACUACAGGGUGAGUCUGUUUGAAAUAUAUUUUAACUUUUUCCCAAAAUUGAUUUUUUUCACUAUUCUUUAUAAUAAAUAUUGACUGAUUGUUUUUUUUCUGAAAUUGUUCGUAAAGUAGUACUCUUCAGUACUCAUAUGUCAUUGUACAAUUUUAAGAUAGUCUGUAAAGUGCGUGAUGCUGAUUUCAUUUUUAUUAGAAGUUCAAGAAGUUGCUUUUUAUAUAAAAUACACAACCUCAUCACUUUUUUUACAUUAUUUGAAAUAUAUUUUAACUUUUUCUCAAAAAUGAUUUUUUUCCGAUUUCUUUUUCACUAUUCUUUAUAAUAAAUACUGAUUGAUUUACUACGUUAAUACUGCUGAUGCUAAAAGGUUUUUUUCUAAAAUCGUCCAUAAAGUAGUACUCUUCAGUACUCAUAUGUCAUUGUACAAUUUUAAGAUAGUCUGUAAAGUGCGACUGCUGAUUUCAUUUUUAUUAGAAGUUCAAGAAAUUGCUUUUUAUAUAAAAAGAGACAACCUCAUCACUUUUUUACAAUAUUUGAAAUAUAUUUUAACUUUUUCUCAAAACUGAUUUUUUUCACUAUUCUUUAUAAUAAAUACUGAUUGAUUUACUACGUUAAUACUGCUGAUGCUAAAAGGUUUUUUUCUAAAAUCGUCCGUAAGGUAGUACUCUUCAGUACUCAUACGUCAUUGUACAAUUUUAAGAUAGUCUGUAAAGUGCGUGAUGCUGAUUUCAUUUUUAUUAGAAGUUUUAGAAAUUGCUUUUUAUAUAAAAAAAGACAAUCUCAUCACUUUUUUACAAUAUUUGAAAUAUAUUUUAACUUUUUCUCAAAAUUGAUUUUUUCCGAUUUUUUUUCACUAUUCUUUCUAAUAAAUACUGAUUGAGUUACUACGUUAAUACUGCUGAUGCUAAAAGGUUUUUUUCUGAAAUCGUCCGUAAAGUAGUACUCUUCAGUACUCUUAUGUCAUUGUACAAUUUUAAGAUAGUCUGUAAAGUGCGUGAUGCUGAUUUCAUUUUUAUUAGAAGUUCAAGAAAUUGCUUUUUAUAUAAAAAAGACAACCUCAUCACUUUUUUACAAUAUCUGAAAUAUAUUUUAACUUUUUCUCAAAAUUGAUUUUUUUCCGAUUUUUUUUCACUAUUCUUUAUAAUAAAUACUGAUUGAUUUGCUACGUUAAUACUGCUGAUGCUAAAAGGUUUUUUUCUGAAAUCGUCCGUAAAGUAGUACUCUUCAGUACUCUUAUGUCAUUGUACAAUUUUAAGAUAGUCUGUAAAGUGCGACUGCUGAUUUCAUUUUUAUUAGAAGUUUUAGAAAUUGCUUUUCAUAUAAAAAGAGACAACCUCAUCACUUUUUUACAAUAUUUGAAAUAUAUUUUAACUUUUUCUCAAAAUUGAUUUUUCCGAUUUUUUUCACUAUUCUUUAUAAUAAAUACUGAUUGAUUUACUACGUUAAUACUGCUAAUGCUAAAAGGUUUUUUUCUGAAAUCGUCCGUAAAGUAGUACUCUUCAGUACUCUUAUAUCAUUGUACAAUUUUAAGAUAGUCUGUAAAGUGCGACUGCUGAUUUCAUUUUUAUUAGAAGUUUUAGAAAUUGCUUUUUAUAUAAAAAGAGACAAUCUCAUCACUUUUUUACAAUAUUUGAAAUAUAUUUUAACUUUUUCUCAAAAUUGAUUUUUCCGAUUUUUUUCACUAUUCUUUAUAAUAAAUACUGAUUGAUUUACUACGUUAAUACUGCUGAUGCUAAAAGGUUUUUUUCUAAAAUGGUUCGUAAAGUAGUACCUUUCAGUACUCAUACGUCAUUGUACAAUUUUAAGACAGUCUGCAAAGUGCGUGAUGCUGAUUUCAUUUUUAUUAGAAGUUUUAGAAAUUGCUUUUUAUAUAAAAAAAGACAACCUCAUCACUUUUUUACAAUAUUUGAAAUAUAUUUUAACUUUUUCUCAAAAUUGAUUUUUUCCGAUUUUUUUUCACUAUUCUUUCUAAUAAAUACUGAUUGAGUUACUACGUUAAUACUGCUGAUGCUAAAAGGUUUUUUUCUGAAAUCGUCCGUAAAGUAGUACUCUUCAGUACUCUUAUGUCAUUGUACAAUUUUAAGAUAGUCUGUAAAGUGCGUGAUGCUGAUUUCAUUUUUAUUAGAAGUUCAAGAAAUUGCUUUUUAUAUAAAAAAGACAACCUCAUCACUUUUUUACAAUAUCUGAAAUAUAUUUUAACUUUUUCUCAAAAUUGAUUUUUUUCCGAUUUUUUUUCACUAUUCUUUAUAAUAAAUACUGAUUGAUUUGCUACGUUAAUACUGCUGAUGCUAAAAGGUUUUUUUCUGAAAUCGUCCGUAAAGUAGUACUCUUCAGUACUCUUAUGUCAUUGUACAAUUUUAAGAUAGUCUGUAAAGUGCGACUGCUGAUUUCAUUUUUAUUAGAAGUUUUAGAAAUUGCUUUUCAUAUAAAAAGAGACAACCUCAUCACUUUUUUACAAUAUUUGAAAUAUAUUUUAACUUUUUCUCAAAAUUGAUUUUUCCGAUUUUUUUCACUAUUCUUUAUAAUAAAUACUGAUUGAUUUACUACGUUAAUACUGCUAAUGCUAAAAGGUUUUUUUCUGAAAUCGUCCGUAAAGUAGUACUCUUCAGUACUCUUAUAUCAUUGUACAAUUUUAAGAUAGUCUGUAAAGUGCGACUGCUGAUUUCAUUUUUAUUAGAAGUUUUAGAAAUUGCUUUUUAUAUAAAAAGAGACAAUCUCAUCACUUUUUUACAAUAUUUGAAAUAUAUUUUAACUUUUUCUCAAAAUUGAUUUUUCCGAUUUUUUUCACUAUUCUUUAUAAUAAAUACUGAUUGAUUUACUACGUUAAUACUGCUGAUGCUAAAAGGUUUUUUUCUAAAAUGGUUCGUAAAGUAGUACCUUUCAGUACUCAUACGUCAUUGUACAAUUUUAAGACAGUCUGCAAAGUGCGUGAUGCUGAUUUCAUUUUUAUUAGAAGUUAAGUUUUAGAAAUUGCUUUUUAUAUAAAAAGAGACAACCUCAUCACUUUUUUACAAUAUUUGAAAUGUAUUUUAACUUUUUCUCAAAAUUGAUUUUUUUCGAUUUUUUUUCACUAUUCUUUAUAAUAAAUACUGAUUGAUUUACUACGUUACUACUGCUAAUGCUAAAAGGUUUUUUUCUGAAAUCGUCCGUAAAGUAGUACUCUUCAGUACUCUUAUAUCAUUGUACAAUUUUAAGAUAGUCUGUAAAGUGCGACUGCUGAUUUCAUUUUUAUUAGAAGUUUUAGAAAUUGCUUUUUAUAUAAAAAAGGACAACCUCAUCAUUUUUUUACAAUAAAUACUACUAUUUACAAUAUUUACAGUGAAUAUUCCAAAUAGUGUAAUUUUGUUUGUUUUUUUUUAAUAUUUUUUUUUCAGUUAAUUUUUGAAAAAUUUUGGAAAUAUGUAAGACAGUUUGGCCAUUUUUCGACUUAUUUUUACGAAAUUUUGCUAAACAGAUGUGUCUCUGACGCAAAAUACAAAAAUAUGUCCAAAAAAGGCAAAGUAAUGUAAUUUUUGACACAAUUUAAUUGUUUAUUUUGUUGAAAGUCUUUAAAAAACGGACUUCCAAGCUUAAGAUUCUUAUUAAAUGUUCAAACUACACUAUUUUCGACCUAAUUUAAUGAUUUUUGAAAAAUUAACUCGAAAUUAUUGGCUGAAAGUAGUGAUUAAACGUUUGAAAAAUGCCAAUAAACUUUAAUUCUGAUCUAAUUUAUUGCUGUUUCAGUAAAUUUUUAUAUAAAGUUCUAUAAGAAUUUACUAAACAAUUGCGAAAAAAAGUUUUAUUCUUAAAAACAUUUUUAAAUGUAAAAAAUAAGUUUCGACCAAAUUUCGUGUUUUUUAGCUUAUCUUUGAACAAUAAUCUGUAUUAUUAUUUUUCUUUUAGUAAAUAGUAGACGAUCGAUUUUUAUUCAUUUUAGUGCCAGGUAGAUGAGUAAAAAACUGCAGAUAAAUUGGUAAAAACAGGCGCAAAAAUAAUGCUUUUACUCUAUGGUCGAAAAAUAUAACUUUUACUUGUGGCAUUUAUUCAUAAAAAGUAUCCCCCACUGAUUUAUUUUUUUUUAAUUUAUUUACUAUGUUGAAACUUUUUUUUAUUUCAAUAAUUAAUUUUUUUUGAACAUAUAUUUUUUUUAAUAUUUCAAUGCUUUCUUGAACCUUUCUGAAGCUUAAAGUAUUACAGUUGGGAAUUCAGCAUUACUGAUUUUUUUGCGGGAAAUUUAAUUUUAAUUUUUUUUCUUUUUUUUAUAUGGUAUUUCAAAUUUAAUUCUUUAUACGACUACCAAAAUUAAUCCGCAUUCUCGAUGCAGUUGGUUUUUUCAACAGAUUUAAUGUUUUUAUGAAAUGUUGUCUCUUUUAAAUAAAAAAAAUACGCCAUUUUUGUUGGUUCACAAAACGUGUCUUACAAAGUAAAUAAUUAAUAGUUGUUAUUAUUACAAAAAUAUGUACAAAACGUCGAUCAUAUUUUGUUUUUAAAUAAUGUAAGAAAAACAAUCAGCGAUUUAAUAUCAAUAAUGUAAUUGAAACUUAUCUAUUACUAAGAAUAGUUAAAAAAAAUCACCUGCACAAAGAAAAAAGUAAGUCUUUAAUGUCAGACGUUGGUUUUCAUUUUCGAUAUAAAAUUAAAUAUACUUUGAACAGACUGACCUUGUAAAUAAGGUGAACAAUAUUAUGAAACUGAGCGCUUUUUUCUUAAGCUAUUUACGAACAAAUUAAAAUACUUUUUAGCUUUUUUUAAAACUUGUAAUUGUGUAAAUUGUGUAACUUUUUUUUAAGUUGAUAUUGAAACAUUCAUCUUUUCCUUAGUUUUUUAAAUAAUUUUGUGACCAAUUGGCUUGGAUUAAAUUUCAGCUACGCUAAAGCGUUUUAGAAAUGUGAUAACUGAUAAGUAUGAAAUUUUUUUAGCCAAUAUUUAAUUCCAAAUUCUGGUUAAUCGAAAUUUUUUUUUCUUAUUUUAUUGUUUUUGUUCAAGGAUUUUUUUGGAAAACCAGAAACAAUUUGACUUUUGUGUCUUAGCACUAAUUAUUUUUUCGGAAAGUGAAUAGUUUACGUAAAAAAACGUUUGGUUCUAUACUUUUGUUCACUUUAACAUUCCAUUUCGCCUGCAUGUAUGAACCAAAUAUGAGUUUUUGUUUAUUUAUGAGUUGUGGUACCAUUUAAUGCUGCUCUUUGUUUUUUUUUCUUCUUUAAUUAUUAACGGUUUUGUUGUUAUGUUUUUGGAUAUAAGCAUUUACUUGUGAUAAAUUAAUUUUAAUAGCACAAUCACAUUGGGUUCUGAACAUUUGUAUGUGUGUGUAUGUCUGACAUUCCAUGUAUGUUGUUAAGAAACGGGACCAUUUUCUAAUAUUCUAACCAAUAUUAAUAAACAAAAAAGUUGACCUAGUUA